AUGUACCCCUUAAUAUCGCUCCUCUGCAUCCUCGGCCACUGCCCGCGUCAGACACUCAUCGUCUCUGACCCGGACGCUACCUGCUUCCAAAGCGUCACCCUUCUGCUGCAAGAAGGUGGGGAGGAGAAGGGGGCACUCUGGUGGAGGCUGGAGCCCACAGAUGUUGAAACCAGCUCAGAUGGUGCUGACGAUAGACAUGGGAGUCACGGCCCCACCGCACUCAGCCUCCGGAGCGCCCGGCCUACCGCCCACCGCCCUCCACUCAGCUCUCGCUCCAUGCUCAUCAAGCCACUGCUGCUGGACACCUUGGGCAGAUUCAUUUGGGGACGAGUUGAGGAAAGUGGGCUGGGAGACCGAGACAGCCGUCCGCAGGUGGGCCGCCGGGGCUCGAUCCCGGAGCAGGGGCCUGACCGCCACCGCGGGACUGGGACCCACACGAGGGUCUGCGAGCUGCGUCCUGGAGCUGAGGUUCCCUGCAUCGUCCCCCACGACGCCCCUCGUGCUCCCUGGCGAAUUCGGGGGCUUCGGCGCACGGAAUGGCCGGGGAAAGGGACGCCGCCCGCCAACCCAGAGUUCUCGCCCCCUGCGCCGCGCACCACGAGGGCUGACUCGCGCCCUGCUCACCAGCGGCGGCCCAGCAGCUCAGCCACCUUUGCCAAGGGCCUCCUCUGGGCCGAGCUGAGCCGGGCGCACGAAGCAGGCGCAGUCGAGGACGACACGGAGCUCACUCUCGCCGGAAAGGCAGGCUCUCUCCACCGGGAAGCGCGCUCCCGCAGACGCAGUGGGACAGCCUGCUUUUUCUUUGAAUAA
Rangifer tarandus platyrhynchus (Svalbard reindeer) is the source of this 810-nucleotide messenger RNA. The record is from the annotation of a GenBank genome assembly. Lineage: Eukaryota; Metazoa; Chordata; Mammalia; Artiodactyla; Cervidae.